AGUCAUUUUUGGUGUCACUUGAACACCAGCUCUGAUAACAUGAAGCAGAGAAGUUUGUCGGGUAACGUUGGGGUAGGAGUGUUUAUAGUCGCGCUGGUGUGUGUUUGUGUUGCAUUUGGGACACCUUCAUGGCUGACAAGUGACACCAGAAUCACAGGUGCACGGGUUGAUAAAUUGGGGCUCUGGACCCAUUGCUUUAGAUCCCUGGGAAAUCCCCAGGAACCACCGAGUGCACCAUCGAGAUUUUUUGUUGGGUGUCGUUGGGUCUAUGAUCCAUUUACUGCCGGGUAUUCUGAUAUCAGAGGUUUUCUUUUACCUCCAUUCAUGGUAGCGACCCAGUUCUUUUUCACGGUUUGUUUCCUUGGAAUGGUCGUGGCAUUUGUGCUGGUGUUGCUCUUUACACUCUGCAGUGAUCCAGAACAAAAAAAUUACGUGCUAUUGAUCCAAGUAAUUGGAUACUUAUUACUUUUGGCUGGAAUUUGCGGAUGUAUCGGGGUGAUAAUAUUCGCCUGUCUUGGUAAUGGGGAUGGAUGGAUGCCAGGACAUGAAAAUAACUUCCUAGGAUGGUCGUUUAUCAUCGGUGUUAUUGGCAGUAUAUUAACAAUUAUUGCCGCUAUUUUAUUCCUCGUUGAAGCGGACAUUCAGAAAAAAAAAUUGCAGUAUUUUAAAGAAUCUCAAACGCGAUUCCAAAUGGACUCACCGACGGCGUAAAACGCCAGCGUAUUUUAUAUGAUAAUUAUUUUAUAGCUUUUGUCACUAUUAAUUAAUUAAUUAAUAAGGCAGCUCGUAAGUUUGUUAUUUUCAAAAAGUAAUAACUGAGAUUCAAAGUAAUUAACGACGUUGACUACGACAUUAAAAUAAUCUCUUCAAAUCCGUCCUUGAGAGUACAAAGACACCGUCCAUUAUAUAUUAGGUAUAUAUAUAAAUAUAAAUACAUACUUUAGCUGUGAAUAAAACUUUUAUCAAAUAAUUAUUCACGUAAAAAAAUGUAUUGCGUAAUUAAGUAAAAAAUUUUAUUUGAUAUUUCUACGAUUAUUUUAUUUUUUACAAAUAAAAUAAAUUUUUUAUUCGUUAUUUUUGUAAUAUAUCGAAAAUGAAUUUUAAAUUU
Messenger RNA from Microplitis mediator, 1108 nucleotides. RefSeq lists its product as uncharacterized. Gene Ontology annotation, biological process: regulation of tube size, open tracheal system; septate junction assembly. Gene Ontology annotation, cellular component: membrane; septate junction. The coding region runs from base 40 to 711 and encodes 223 amino acids. The record is from RefSeq and is a predicted model, not a curated record. Lineage: Eukaryota; Metazoa; Arthropoda; Insecta; Hymenoptera; Braconidae. The transcript has 2 exons.